Saccharomyces cerevisiae S288C is the source of this 1731-nucleotide messenger RNA. It is a transcript of the gene DSN1, whose product is annotated as MIND complex subunit DSN1. The record is from RefSeq and is marked reviewed. The transcript has a single exon. Lineage: Eukaryota; Fungi; Ascomycota; Saccharomycetes; Saccharomycetales; Saccharomycetaceae. Gene Ontology annotation, cellular component: nucleus; MIS12/MIND type complex. Bases 1 to 1731 code for a protein of 576 amino acids. Gene Ontology annotation, biological process: cell division; chromosome segregation.
AUGAGUCUGGAACCCACACAAACGGUCUCCGGUACGCCGCCGAUGCUGCAUCAAAGAACACACAAACAAGUAUACCCAUUGCGGAUGGAAACUAUCCCAAUAUUGGAAUCCGACUCCAAGGCUACUCUACAAAGCAACGAGCCCACCCAGAAAGAUGAGGAGGAGACCGAAUAUUUUGAGAAUAAACAAUCCGUGUCGAAUUUGAGCCCCGAUUUGAAAUUCAAACGACACAAGAAUAAACAUAUCCAGGGGUUCCCUACUCUGGGCGAAAGGCUGGAUAACCUGCAAGAUAUAAAAAAGGCCAAGAGAGUGGAGAAUUUCAAUUCUUCUGCGCCAAUUGCUGACGACAAUCAUAGUGGAGAUGCGACUGCAAAUGCGACUGCAAAUGCGACUGCAAAUGCGACUGCGAAUGUUAAUGCAAGUGCAAUGCCCGCUCCAUAUAUGCCUUAUUACUAUUACUACCAUCCGAUGAAUGCACCAACUCCUGCAAUGAUACCAUAUCCUGGAUCACCAAUGCAUUCGAUUAUGCCCAACUCCUCAUUACAGCCCUUUUAUUCGCAACCCACUGCUGCAGGCGGUCCCGAUAUGACUACUCCCCAAAAUAUAUCUUCAUCACAACAAUUGCUGCCAGCUCCGCAAUUGUUUCCGUACGGAUCAUUCCAUCAACAACAACUUCAGCAACCACACUACAUUCAACGAACAAGGGAAAGGAAAAAAUCAAUCGGAAGUCAGAGAGGUAGAAGAUUGUCUAUGUUAGCAUCUCAAGCUAAUGGGGGAAGCACUAUUAUAUCUCCGCACAAGGAUAUUCCUGAAGAGGAUUUUUACACCGUGGUUGGAAAUGCGUCUUUUGGUAAAAAUUUACAAAUACGACAGCUUUUCAACUGGUGUUUAAUGAGAUCUCUGCAUAAAUUGGAGUUGAAGGCUAAAAACCAAGAGGAAGAAGGGGAACUUGAACAUCUGACCAAAAAAUCCAAGCUCGAAUCAACAAAGGCAGAAACUGAUUAUGUGGAUCCCAAACGUCUGGCUAUGGUGAUAAUAAAAGAGUUUGUCGAUGAUCUUAAAAAAGAUCAUAUUGCGAUAGAUUGGGAAGAUGAGGAAAAAUAUGAGGAUGAAGAUGAGGAGAAGAUUCUGGAUAAUACUGAAAACUACGAUGACACGGAACUGCGACAACUGUUUCAGGAAAACGACGACGACGACGACGACGACGAUGAGGUGGACUACUCGGAAAUACAGAGGUCUAGACGUAAAUUUAGUGAAAGGAGAAAAGCCCUACCGAAAGAACCAAAAAAACUAUUACCUAAUAGCAAAAACGUGGAAAACACAAAGAAUCUUAGCAUUUUAACGAGCAAGGUGAACGCGAUCAAAAAUGAAGUGAAAGAAUGGGCAGUCACUUUAGACACUUCGAGACCAGAUCUUGAAUGGCAAGAAUUGACUUCAUUCUCAUCACAACCACUGGAACCGUUGUCGGAUACAGAAGAGCCAGACCUUGCGAUUGCAGAUGUUGAGACAAAGUUAGAAACAAAAGUCGAUGAGCUAAGGUACCAGUCGCAUAUAUUAAACUCGCACUCACUAGCCUUAAACGAAAUAACAAAUUCAAAAGUGAAUAAAUUGAACAUAGAAACAAUGAGAAAGAUCUCAAGCGAAACGGACGAUGACCACUCACAAGUGAUUAAUCCUCAACAGCUGUUGAAGGGAUUAAGUUUAUCUUUCAGUAAAAAACUGGAUUUAUGA